AAUUUUUUUUUUUUUUCUCUAUAAGACGCCAUUUUUUACAGUCGAUUGAUACAAACUCACCAUUAUCUAUUUAUCAAUAUAUUUUGCGCAACAAAAAUAGAAAAAUAUAAUUGCGCAAUAUUUAUUUUUAAUUGAAGAAUAAUUAUCGAACUCUAUCAACAAUAACUGUCAAAAAUAAAAUUGUUGUUAUUAUUAAAAUAAAUAAACAAAAAUAAAAAAUGUCAGAUGAUAUUGUUGAUCUUUAUGGAGGACUAUGGUCAAAAGUACAAACAAGAAUACAAAUAAAAGACAAUAUUUUAGAAUGUCGAGUUUGUGAUGAAGUAUACACAAUAGAUAGUGACAAGGUACCACGUCUGCUCCAGUGUGGUCAUACAGUAUGUCACUCAUGUCUUGUACGUUUACAACCAUGUUCAACUGAUGUUAAAUUUAUUCUUUGUCCAUUUGAUCGUCAACCAACUGAGCUAACAAAUGAUGGUAUACAUUGUUUAAAAAAAAACUUUGCACUUAUUGAUUUACUUGAACGUCUUGAACAAUCAACAACUAAAAAAUAUCUUGUAUUUGAUAAAGAAGAUGAAUCAAGUCAUCAAUUAUGUGAUGAAGAUGAUACACAUUUAGCUGUGUUAUAUUGUACAAUAUGUACAACACAUUUAUGUGAAGCAUGUGAUAUUUUAACACAUUCAUCAAAAACAUUGGGUAAACAUAGAAGAGUACCAUUAUCUGAAAAACCAAAAGAAAAACAAAAAAAUUGUAUUGGCUGUAUGCAAGAUGAUUGUCAUGAUUCAUUAAUGUGUUAUUUAUGUCAAGAUUAUGGACGUCAUUCAUCUCAUAAACCUGCACUUGUUGAAAUUGAAGCUAAAAAUGUUAGAAAAACAAUUGUUACAGCAUUACAAAGAAUGACACAAUUUAUGGAAAAUAUGAGAAAUACAGCUCAUAAAAUUGAAACAGUUAUACAAGAACUUGAUGGAUGGGCAAUUGAUGAUGCAAAACAUCGUGUUUGUCAACAUUUUGAAGAGCUAAGAAUACAACUUGUUGAACAAGAAAAACAAGCAUUACAAUGUGUUGAUACUGAAACAAAUGGUAGAUUAUGUGCAUUACGACAACAACAAGCUGAUUUAUUAUCAACAAGAUCACAAGUUGCUGAUGUAUGUAUUAAAUGUGAAAGUAUACUUAAUUAUGAAGAUUGGAAGUUAUUAACUAGUUUUGAUAAAAUAAAAAAUAUAUUAGUAUCAUUGGAAAAACAACAACAACAUUAUUCACAACUUGGACCAGAUUUUUUAACUCCAGAAUCAUCAAUUCCAAUAAUAUUUAGUCGUGAUAAUCGUGUACAUAUUGGAACAAAAAUUGAUAUGAGAAUUGUAAUAUUAGGUCUUGAUGGUUCUGGUAAAACAAGUAUAUUAAAUUCCAUGAGAGGUUUAACAACACAAUCAACACCACCAAUACCAACAAUUGGAUUUAAUGUUGAAAGUCUUGAAUAUGAAAAUCUUGUUAUAACACUUUGGGAUGUUGGUGGACAACAUAAAUUUAGAAAUAUAUGGAAACAUUAUUAUCACAAUGUACAAGCUGUUAUAUUUGUCAUUGAUUCAAGUGAUAGAUUACGUUUUGAAGAAGCAAAAAAAGAAUUAUCAAAAAUUGUCAAUGAAAAAGAAUUAAAAGAUGAAUUAUUUUUAAUUUAUGCUAAUAAACAGGAUAUUGAUGGUUGUGCUAGUGUUGAAGAGUUGACUGAUAUUUUAUCACUUCAAAAAUUAUGUUGUGGACGUGCUUGGCAUAUUCAGGGAUCAUCACCUCUAACUGAUCCAAGUACAUCAACCCAAGGACUUCAAUGGUUAACACAACAGCUUGGAGCCCAUGAUGCACUUGGUGCUGCAUCAACAAUUUAACUCUCUAUUAGAUAUAUUUAAAUAUUAUCCUAGUCAAUGGAAAUGUCUCUAUUAAAUAUUAAAAUUAUUUUGCAAGUGAUAGCUUUCUUUUUUAACUAUCAGAUGUUUUUUUUUUUCACGUUAAUUUUAUUUCUCUUUCUGGACAAAGAGACACACAAUCUUUAUAUAAUAAAAAUUUCACAUUUAAAAUGAGUUGAAGAAAAGAAAAUUAAAUUAUUAUUUUAAUCUUGCUAUGUAUAUUUUUUAUCAAAGUGUAUUAUUUUACUCACUGUUGAAGCUUUAACACAAAAGUUGGAUAAUUAAUUUAAACUUUGAAAAUAAAUUAAAACUUUAAUAAUAAAUUUAAUUUAUCAUAAAUCAUAUGACAGCUGAAAGAAUAAAUUAAUUAAAAUUAUUUAAUUAAAUUUUUACGUUAAUAUAUAUUCCUUGUUGUUUAAUAAUUAUUUAUUUUAUAAUUAAAAAAAUUAUCAAUGAACUAGAUUUGCAAUAGAAAAAUAAUUUACGAUUAUAAAGAAAAAUAAUUGCUUCAACUGGAUAAUAAUAAAAUAGUAAAAUACAAAUUUCACACUUCUAAAAAAAGUCUUAUUUAUUUAUCUGUUUAUUACAUGAUUAUUGGCGAUUGGAUUUUAUUGUAUCAAUAAUUGAUCAUCGAUUAUUACAUCACACAGUCAUCAUUCAUUCACAUACAAUUAAAAAAUCAUUUUUUCUCAAAAUGCAACAAAAAUAAAAACAAAAAACAAUAUUAAAAAAAAAAAAAAAGAUAAGAAAAAAAAAAUGACACAUAGUCAAUUAUAUAUAAUUAUAUAUCGCAAUUUUAAAUUACUUUAUUUUCAUUCUUUCAUUUAUCUUAAAUUAAAUCAAAAUUUUCAUUUUUUAUAAAAACACUUGACAAACAAAAACGGAACAACUUGUUGUUUUAUUUUUUUUCUUUUUUUUUUUUUUUAUAUAUAUAUAGGGAGCUAUGGUGUUGAACUUGGAGGACACAGAUUUGUUUUUUUUUUUUUUUUUAAAUAUAAUAAAUCCCUUCAUGCAAAUUACUCUCACUUUGGUUUUUUUUUUUUUUUUGAAAUAAAAUUUUUCGAAAUGUGUGUCGAGUUUAUUUGGAGGGAAAUAUUUUCUUUUUAUUCAUUUUUUUUUCUUCUGUGAAGAUAGCUCCUGGAAUACAGUCUGAGUCUCGUGUAAAGUAAAUUUUUUAAAUUUACAAUUCAUC
Molecule: messenger RNA, 3087 nt
Organism: Aphidius gifuensis
Lineage: Eukaryota; Metazoa; Arthropoda; Insecta; Hymenoptera; Braconidae
Product: E3 ubiquitin-protein ligase TRIM23-like
Exons: 3
Coding region: 219-1877 (552 amino acids)
Biological process (GO): intracellular protein transport; vesicle-mediated transport
Cellular component (GO): plasma membrane; cytoplasm; lysosomal membrane
Molecular function (GO): GTPase activity; zinc ion binding; GTP binding
Source: RefSeq, a predicted model, not a curated record